Messenger RNA from Paramecium sonneborni, 2109 nucleotides. NCBI's taxonomy places the organism in Eukaryota, Ciliophora, Oligohymenophorea, Peniculida, Parameciidae. The record is from the annotation of a GenBank genome assembly.
AUGAACAGUAAUACAUAUUUUUUGGAGAGUAAGCUAUUUCAAUAUCUAAGGACCUAAAAUUAAGAUUAAAAAAAUCAAUUAGGCAUAAAUUACACCUAAAAAAUAGUGUGAUUUUUCAGUUUAAAAAUAUACAAAAACCCUGCCUGAUGAAAGAAAUACCACAAAUAAUUUAUCAAGAAGACUUGAUUCUAGUUAAGAAACUAAUAUGGUAUAGGCAAUACUAAAGAUUAGAUUCUGGAAUAAAGGCUGCAUUGGAUUGAUUAAUUAGUGGAGUCUUUCAAAUCUAAUUAAUCUUUUGAAGUUGGUAAAAUUCUAUAGAGUUUAUAAUAAAUGGCUGUAACAUUGAAAUCAGCUUCGAAAAAUGAAAUUGAAUUAAAUCAGAAAAAUAAGUUAUUAAAUAAAAGUACAUUGGAAAAUAUUACAUAAAAAUAAAUAAUUUAACAACUUAAAGAAUAAUAGGUAUUAUUUAUUAUCAUUAUUAAUAGAAUCAUUUUAAAUAAGAUAAUUUGGAUUAAUCUAAGAAAUUGUAUCUGACUUAAAUGGAUUAAUAGAAAUUAUAAAGAGAUUAUCUCUAUUAAAAAUAAUUAUGUGAAGAGUAUUAUAAGAAAGUACGAAGUCUUGAAAAGAGAAUAGAAAUGAUUUUAGAAAAGAAUUUAUCAACUCAUUAGGAUGAAUUAAGAAUGACAUUAUCAGAAUUAGUUAAGGAUAAUGAAUAAUUAAAAAGAAAUGUUAUAAAAAGAGAGAAAGAAAUUGAGAGAUUAAAAGAAUUAAAUUAAAAAUUAAUAUAAUAAAAUAAUAGAUUAUCAAAAAAGUUAGAUAAUUUAAAAACUAAACGAGUAGGAAGUAAACCAGAUAAUUUAAUAAUUGAAGAAAAUUAUUAAAGUAAUUAUGUAUUUGAUCCAAAUCAAUUACCUUAAAAUUUAGAAUUCAGAUUUAAUUAAUUGACUUCUGAAUAAAAUGAUUUUUUAGUAGAUUUAAUAGAGCAUGGAGCUGAUAUAUUUACUAAUUAAGUUAUUUAACUUGAUAAUUUGUAAUAAAGGAAAGAUUUAAUUAAUUUAAUAUCAAGUAUUAAUAUUUAAUUUAAUACUUAGAUUAAUUUAUAAGUUCAAGAGAAUUUAGUGAAAAGAUUAAUUAAAUCAUGAAUGAAUUCAUUACUUUAAUAAGUUAUAAAAAUAUUAAAGAUUUUUAAAUACAUAUAAGUAAAGGAUUCAAAACUAUAUUUUAAACUGAAACUGUUCAUUUAUGGAUUAUAGAUGGAAUGACAUGUAAAGCUUAUACACAUGAUUCAAAUGGAUGUUAAUUAGUUGCUAUGUUAACUGAAGGUGUUUUUUAAAAAAUUGUUUAUGAAGAUUUCGGAAUAUAAAGUCCAUCAAAAGAAGAAUUACUACUUUAUGUUACUGAAGGAUAAAAAGUUUAUGGUAAGAAUUUUUUAUUAUUACCAAUUAUGAUGAAUUCUAAAAAACCAUGUGGAUUGUUAGAAGUAAAAAUUAUUUGUAUAUGUAAUAGAUUUAAAAUAUUAAUGAUGAUAUGAUAAUAGAUAUGUAAUAUUAUGGAUUAUUAGUAAAUAUGUUGAGUAAGUCAGUAAUUACAAGUAUUUUAAAUUAUGAUGCUUUAUAUAAGGAAUUAAAAUAUUAAGAUCUUUUUUUCUCUUGUUUUAUGAAGCUAAGUCAAUCUUCAAAUUUUGAAGAUUUCGAAUAAAAGACUUAAGAUUCAGCUUAUUGUAUAUUCUAAAUAGCAUAAACAACAAUAAUACAUGUAGAAAAUGGUAGAUUUAAAAAGAGAACGAACUAUUAUGAUCUUAGAUCAGGAUGUGCAUAUUAAGUCUAUAAAUCUUAAAGGUCUUAGAUUUUCACUUCUAUAACCAAACAUCCAAAUUUUGAUGAAAAUAUUGAUAUCUCCUCAAUAUUACCUGUAUUUGCAGGUCCAAUAAUUUAAGAUAAUGAAGUAGUUGCUGUUUUGGAGUUUAUUUUAAAAAAAAAAAAACUUUAAGAUUAGCAUCCAUUUGGAUUAUAAAUUCAAAUAGGAUUUAAGGUAAAUUCAAUCGAUGAAGAUGCAUAGAAGUUUUAUGAUCUUGUAUGUAAAGCUUAUUGCAUAGCUUUUAAAAAAUGA